Messenger RNA from Lynx canadensis (Canada lynx), 585 nucleotides. Its product is annotated as olfactory receptor-like protein OLF4. The transcript has 2 exons. Gene Ontology annotation, cellular component: membrane. Gene Ontology annotation, molecular function: olfactory receptor activity; G protein-coupled receptor activity. Bases 1 to 585 code for a protein of 194 amino acids. Gene Ontology annotation, biological process: G protein-coupled receptor signaling pathway. The record is from RefSeq and is a predicted model, not a curated record. Lineage: Eukaryota; Metazoa; Chordata; Mammalia; Carnivora; Felidae.
AUGUACCUGAUCACUGUGUUUGGGAACCUGCUCAUCAUCCUGGCCGUCAGCUCUGACUCCCGCCUCCACACCCCCAUGUACUUCUUCCUGGCCAACCUAUCCUUUGGUGACAUCUGCGUCACCUCCACCACCGUCCCAAAGAUGCUUUGGAACAUCCAGACACAGAGCAAACACAUAACCUAUGAGGACUGCAUCACACAGAUGUAUUUUUUCCUGCUCUUUGCAGGAUUAGACAUCUUUCUUCUGACAGUGAUGGCCUAUGACCGCUUUGUGGCCAUCUGUCACCCCCUACACUACAUGGUCAUCAUGAAUCCCCGGCUCUGUGGACUGCUGGUUCUGGUGUCCUGGCUCUCGGUUGUCUCCUUAUUUUAUUGUACGAGCCUAGGAGUGUACCUCAGCUCUGCUUCUACCCAGAGCUCCCACUCGAGUGCCACAGCCUCGGUGAUGUACACGGUGGUCACGCCCAUGAUGAACCCCUUCAUCUACAGCCUGAGGAACAGAAACAUAAAGAGGGCUCUGAAAAGAAUCGUUGGGGUUCCAGCAAUGCAUGGGACAUUCAUCCUGAGGCUAAAGACGUGCCCAUGA